CGUUAUUCGAGUAAACGUAACUCAACACAUUGUCAAAUAUUUUAAUAAUUCAAAAUAAUCACUUUUGAAUAUUAUCGGCGUGCAUACGAAAUGAGAGACUGAUAAAUAAUUCGAGCUAUAAAUACACUACGGAUUAAACGUUAUAAAUUGUUAAUUCCCCAACGUAUAAAGAACAAUGGUAGUAAUUCGAGGUAUGGAAAUUGAUUGCAAAAAAAAGGCGAAUUGAUCGUAUACCACUUAAAACGUUAGAAAUAAUUCAUAUCACCAUCAUUCACGUAAUGUGUUAUUAAAUAUAAACCAAAUGAGAUAAGAACCAAUGUGUAGAUACGAAGUUCAAAUACAAUAAAACCGUAACUACUAUAAAUCAUACACCCGGCUAAAGUAAUUGAAUAUUGUGAGUGCAAAACAUUAUAAAUAUACCGUAAUGAGUGUUAUUAAAAAUUUAGCUGAGGUAUCAGCAAACGACCAAAGACUGUUUAUUAAUUCAUUUGACAUUGUUUUAUCGGAUCUGGAUGGAGUAAUAUGGCUCAAUUUCGAGCCCAUGCCGAGGGCUGGUGAUUGCGUGAAAAAUUUAAGAAAACUAAACAAGACCGUUCAUUUUGUUAGCAACAACGGACUGGCUUCUCCAGAAACCAUUUUAACUGAACUCAAUAAGGAAUGCACGAAUGUAGCGGCUGAUGAUUUGGUCGUUCCAUCGGCAACCACGGUUAAUUAUUUGAAAAAAUUAAAUUUCAACAAAAAGAUAUACGCGAUAUGCAUGCACCCGAUGGGCGAUCAAUUGAUUAAAAACGGAUACAAGGUGCUUCGUGACCCGCCAAUAACUCUCGAAGAGAACGUGAAUGCUGUUUUAGCCCACAAUGAGGAGGAUUCGGAAGUUGGAGCUGUUAUAAUGGACAAUGAUGUAAAUUUAAAUUAUUUAAAAUUACAAAAGGCGUUUUGGUAUUUAAGGAAACCGGAUUGCUUGUUUUUGGUCACUCAUAGAGAUAAAGUAGCGCCUUUCGGAGCGAAAGGACCUCUUAUAGGAAACUACCAUUUCACCGAAACUCUGAAAGAACUCACUGGAAAGAAUUACGUCGAAAUGGGAAAACCGUCUCAAACUUGCGUCGAUUUUAUAAAGGAGAAGUUUAAUAUAUCAAACCCAAAAAGAGUUUUAUUUAUUGGAGAUUCAAUCCAAUCUGACAUGCAGAUAGGGACUCUGGGAGGUUUUCAAAAAUUAUUGGUCUUAAGCGGAACCGAUACAAUAGAAGAAGUAAUGGAUUGGAAGUACCCGCAGGAAUAUAAGCCGCAAUAUUAUAUACAAGAUUUAAAGGCUUUCAAUGAAAUUAUUAUUAAAUCUUUGUUGAAUUAGUAAAAUUAUUAAAUACUAAAAAUAGAC
This is a messenger RNA of Phyllotreta striolata, 1375 nucleotides long. Lineage: Eukaryota; Metazoa; Arthropoda; Insecta; Coleoptera; Chrysomelidae. The record is from the annotation of a GenBank genome assembly.